GUGUUACCGAUUCCCGAUCAUAAUCGACUCGUUCCUGAUUGAACAUGUUCCGUUCCCGAUAUCUUGUAAUAUCGGUUUCGUUAUUUCGUCCAAUAUUCUCGUUCCCGUUUCUGAUUUCGGCAAAAAAAAAUACAGUAACGGUAAUGGUUUAAGUAUUUUCCCGACCGUUUUCAAUUAUUUUCAAGCUUAAAUAUAUUUAACCAAUAACAUAUCGAGCUAUAUGCUGAGUAUUAAAUCCAUGGACAUAUAACCUGUAAUAAUUACUGAUCGACCUGAAAUUUAACCGUUCGGUGUCUUUUCCGGCUUGAGCGGGCCCGGCCCGGAUGUACACCCACACAAGCCCGGACAGACCUGCCUCGCUUCUCGUCUCCCGUCUCCUCCGCGUUCCCGCUUUCCACCCGCCGCCGCCGCCGCCGCCCACCUUACCGUCCCCUGCCCCUUGCCCAGCAUGUGGGGUAGCACCGACGGCGGAACGCCGGAGGUCACCCUCGAGACCUCCAUGGGCGCUGUCUCUGUUGAGAUGUACUACAGGCACGCGCCCAAGACUUGCCGGAACUUCGUCGAGCUCGCGCGACGUGGCUACUACGACAACGUUAUCUUCCACCGCAUCAUCAAAGAUUUCAUUGUGCAAGGUGGGGAUCCUACAGGAACCGGCAGAGGUGGCGAGUCCAUCUAUGGAGCAAAGUUUGAGGAUGAGAUAAAGACUGAGUUAAAGCACACUGGGGCUGGAAUUCUGUCCAUGGCAAAUGCUGGCCCAAACACGAAUGGAAGCCAGUUCUUCAUAACUCUUGCCCCUUGUCAGUCACUUGAUGGGAAACAUACAAUUUUUGGGAGGGUAUGCAGAGGAAUGGAAAUUGUUAAGCGCCUUGGAAGUGUGCAGACUGACAAAAAUGAUAGGCCUAUCCAUGAAGUGAAAAUCUUGCGUGCCGUUGUCAAAGACUGAAGCAUUAUCCAGAUGUAACUCCGAGUGUUGGUUUAGGCUUUAAUAAUGGCCAUGUUCAUGUAAGUGGUGCCUUUGCGAAAAGGUGAAAAGUGCAGCUAGUUCCAGCCUAUAUGACUAUGGUCUCUCGAUGUGGCUGACCUGAAACCCUACCUGAUGAGUAGAUUGGACCUUUUGAUCAAGAAGGUAUUUGAAACAGUUUAUAUGCGUGUGUGGUUUGAGUUUCUCUGCGAGGUAUUUGAUACAAAUAGUUCCAGACUAUGUUCGCUUCAUCUUAAAGUCAGCUGUUUGGACUGCUGCAGCUGCAAUUCAUAAAGACAACAUUGUAUAAGCAGUAGAAGCCGGUACGGAUUAAAGCUAAGCGAAAAUAAUGCACCACAUCGAAGUCUGCCA
This is a messenger RNA of Zea mays, 1333 nucleotides long. RefSeq names its product peptidyl-prolyl cis-trans isomerase-like 1. Lineage: Eukaryota; Viridiplantae; Streptophyta; Magnoliopsida; Poales; Poaceae. Gene Ontology annotation, biological process: protein peptidyl-prolyl isomerization; protein folding. Bases 449 to 943 code for a protein of 164 amino acids. The transcript is spliced from 6 exons. Gene Ontology annotation, cellular component: catalytic step 2 spliceosome. Gene Ontology annotation, molecular function: peptidyl-prolyl cis-trans isomerase activity. The record is from RefSeq and is a predicted model, not a curated record.